ACUGUUUGGGAGGCUAAGAGUUAUAAGCAUUAGCUGAAGAACACAUCAAAGUCAAAGCUGUUAAACUGAGAAAAUAACGGAGCAGAAAGCAAACUAUUUUGCAGCACAGGAAGUUACCAAGUCAUGGGACUUCCCACAGACUAUCAGAAGAAUAAUUGCAGAGGAAGCAGAUGUUAAGUGACAAGCAAGUUGUAAGGUCUCUCAUUUCAAAGGGAUCAUAAGGCAGAAAUUAGGCUGGAGCGCUGGAAAGUGUGAGAUGCCAGACAAAGAGGCAUGAAAUUAGAAUGUGAAUAGAAGAUUGAGUUGUAAAGGUCUGAGUCCCAAAUUGUGAAAUUCAGCAAUGAUACACUGUGGAAAAAGGCACGUGUAUGCUAUUGUUGCGUGUAUUGUAAUUUUUGGAAGUAUUUUAAUCUGCUCCUGGAAAGGUCCUCAGCUACAAGAUAAUAUAAAAAGAAAAAUCUUCCCCCAGGGAAAAAAUGUCAUUCCAGUUGGUCAAUUCUGCAGGGGAAAAGCUGCAAAAAAUGUAAUAACACCAUUAAAAGAUAACAGAACUUUUAUCAUCUCCCCAUACUUUGAUGAUAGAGAAGGCAAAGUCACACGUGUGAUUGGGAUUGUUCACCAUGAAGAUGUCAAAGAGCUAUACUGCUGGUUUUGUUGUCAGCCCCUUGGAAAGAUAUACGUAUCAAAGGCAGAAAUAGAUGUUCACUCGGACAGAUUUGGAUUCCCCUAUGGUGCUGCAGAUAUAGUUUGCUUGGAACCUGGAAACUGUGAUCCGACACACGUAUCAAUUCAUCAGUCUCCACAUGGAGAUAUUGACCAGCUAUCGAGGUUUGAAAUAAAAAACCGCAAAGCAGAGCCCUUCUCUGCUGACUUUACAGUAUGCAUCUCUGCCAUGUUUGGAAAUUACAACAAUGUCUUACAGUUUAUACAGAGUAUGGAAAUGUACAAGAUUCUUGGGGCACAGAAAGUGGUGAUCUACAAGAACAACUGCAGCCAGAUGAUGGAGAAAGUCCUGAAGUUUUAUUUGGAAGAAGGAACAGUAGAGGUAAUUCCGUGGCCAAUAAACUCAUAUCUCAAGGUUUCUCCUAAAUGGCACUUUUCUAUGGAUGCAAAAGACAUUGGCUACUAUGGACAAAUCACAGCUCUAAAUGACUGUAUAUACCGCAACAUGCAGAGGAGCAGGUUUGUGGUUCUUAAUGAUGCUGAUGAAAUAAUUCUUCCCCUUAAGCACUCAGACUGGAAAACAAUGAUGAGCAGUCUUCAGGAGCAAAAUCCAGGAACUGGUGUUUUUCUCUUUGAGAACCAUAUCUUUCCAGAAACAAUUACCACUCCCAUGUUCAACAUUUCAUCUUGGAACACUGUGCCAGGUAUUAACAUACUACAGCAUGUUCACAGAGAGCCUGACAGGAAAGAGGUUUUCAAUCCUAAGAAAAUGAUAGUUGAUCCAAGAAAGGUGAUUCAGACUUCAGUCCACUCUGUCCUACAUGCUUAUGGGAUGAGUGUGAAUGUUCCAAUGGAUGUUGCCCUCGUUUAUCACUGUCGCGUGCCCCUUCAAAGUAACCUUCCCAGAGAAUCUCUCAUCAGGGAUACGACAUUGUGGAUAUAUAACUCAUCAUUAAUCAUGAAUGUUAACAAAGUUCUCUAUCAAACAGUACUGUAAGCUCAAAAGUGAAACUUUGUCUACAAAAAUCAAAGGUGGGGAGUUGCCUGUGCCCCAGGGAGGCAUAGGAUAUCAUUCAAAGAUCACAUUAAAAUCUCUUCGCAUGAGAAUUUCAUCGUACAGAGAUUUGGAAGAAUAACCCCUUUAUGUACAGACCAAAUGUACAUUCAUUCUGUCUGUGAAUUGUAGGAAGGUAUCAGGAUCAUAGAAUCAUAGAGUGGGUUCAGCUGUAAGGGAUUCCAAGGGUCAAGUUCCAAGCCUCCUGCCGCAGGCUGUGCUAACAACUUCUAUAUCUGGUAGUAGACCAGGUUGCCUGGAGCCCCAUCCAACCUGGUCUUGAACACUUCCAGGGACUGAGCAUCCAAAGCCUCUUUUGGCAGCCUGUUCCAGUACCUCACCACUCUCUUGGUAAAGAACUUACCCCUACAUCCAAUCUAUAACUUUCCUCUUUGAGCUUAAAAGCAUUCCCCCUUGUCCUAUCACUAUCUACCCAAGUAAAAACUUGACCCCCUCAUUUUUUAUAAUCCCCUUUUGAAUACUGGAAGUCUGCAACAAUGUCUCCUUGCAGCCUUCUCCAGGCUGAAUGUGCCCAGCUCUCUCAGUAUGUCUUCAUAUGGGAAGUGCUCCAUUCCUCCAGUCAUCUUCAUGGCCCUCCUCUGGACCCUCUCCAACAGCUCCACAUCUUCCCUGUACUGGAGGCCUGUAUGGGAACUACUGAAUCAUGGCCUGAAUCUCUGAUUGACCACCUGAGGUGAGCAAUGAGUCAUCCCUGGGAGCACAGGUGAAGGCAAUUCACCUGUGCUAUGAGAAGGGGAGCCUUGCUCCACCUCUUCUAGAUCCCAUUUAAAUGCUGACUAUCACUGGGGAAGGAUUUCUUUUGGAGUUUUCUCAGCGAGCCCAGGAUAAGGGGCCCCACACCUGGUUGCAGUAUUCCAGAUGGAGCAUCAUGAGGGCAGAGUACAGAGGGACAGUCACCUCCCCAUCCCUGCCUGCCACCCCUCUUCUGAAGGAUCUCGGGAUACUAUUGGCCUUCUGUGCUGCAAGAGCACACCUCUGGUUCAUGAUCAGUUUUUCAUCCACCAGGAUCCCGAAGUCCUUCUCUGCAGGGCUACCCUCAAGGAGUUCUUCUCCCAGUCUGUAUAUAUAUCUGGGACUACUCCAACCCAAGUGUGAAACUUUGCACUUUGCUACGUUGAACCUCAUUAAGUUCACGCAGGCUCACCUUUGAAGUUUGUUGAGGUCCUGGAUGGUGUCCCUUCCAUCUGUGUCAACCACAGCACUUGGCUUGAUGCCCAAGGGAGCAAUUUUCAAAAUUAAAAAAAAAAAACAAAAAAAAAACUAUAAUUGAUCCAAGAAGGGUGAUUGAAGGAUCCAUCCACUGUAUUCUAGAGGUGUUUGCAUGUGGCUGGGAAGAGCCCAGUGAUAUUGUUACAUAACAUUGCAGAAAAGCUUACAAAUCAAAUUCAUAAUAUAAUUCUCAACAGGGAUGUAUCAUUUUGGUGAUGUAAUAUACAUCUUUGGCUGUGAAAGUGAAACUUACUAAGUAAGUUAAGAGUUUCAAGUGCAGCAAUGAAAUUUAGAGUUCUUGCAAGAGACAUUUAAUGCUAUGUUCUCUGUAACAUGCAAUCAUGAAGGUAAUCUGUCUACCAGAAGAAGAAAACUAAAAUGUAUGGAACUCAACAUUACAAGUUAGUGUUGCAGAUCCAGCAUGAAUGUAAGAAUACCAGCACAAUUUUACUACAGGAAUGAUUCAGCUAGCAACUGCUGUGUAAUUUACUGGUGCAAAUUACUAGACUUCAUCAUUAUGUAAUAAUCAAAUUUCCCUUCACUUAAAAUUUAUUAGUGUUUGUUUUGGCAGGUUUUUUUUUUUUUUUUUUUUUUUUAUUUCUCUAUUUUACACAAGAUAAUUACAUAUCUGACUGUCUCUGGGGUGAAGUCCGCAGUUUUCUCCAACACAACUUGGCUCCACUGUGAUCUCUACAGUACUUCGUGUGCUAUUUGCUCGUCAUCUCUGUAUGCUGAUGAGUGAGCAUGUCCCCUUGCACGGCUGCUGGAUCGAUGUGAGCGGGCUCGUGCAUUGCACGAAGGGCUCUGCCGUACGGCAGUUCGGUGGUCCCGUUCUGCUUCCGGAUCGGUUUUGGGCCGAGACACGAGAGACGUCACUCCGCCUCGCGCUCUUGCCUAGGAUCUCCCCGACGGCUGCAUCGGGAACCUGCGCGGGCGGCUGCAGCGAAGGCGCUUCGCUUUGCGGCGUCCCAGAGGCGCGAGCGAGUUCCUCGCCGCGGCCCGGCUGGCUCUCGCGGGGGGCUACGCCAGGCCGCGCCGUCACGCUAUGACUCAGCCCCGGGCGAGGGGUGCAUGAGUACGGGAGAACGGCUCCACCCGGACCGGCGGGGGUGAGCGCGCAGGAGCUAGAGCAGCGCGGGUCCUUCUGGGCCCCGCAGGGCGGAGCACGUGGUUCCGCAGCCGCUCGCAGGGCGUCCCGCGGCCGUAGCGCUGCCCAAGGCACUCGAAUCCCAACUCGGCCGCCACCGCCUUCCCCAGCGGCAGGUGGCAGGGGCGGGCGGCCCCGACUUUCCUCCCUCUGCGGCAGCGGAGGCCGUAGCGGAGCCGGCACAGAGGUACUCGGAGUAGCUGCUGCUGUUGGUGAUGCAGAGUUAGCUCGGGAGGGGCACGAGGGCUCCCCUUCUGCUCUCGUAUCCGCACGAGGCUCCGACGGCAGCAGCGCUGCUGCAGUGGGAAAGGCGAAGUCGCGGAGCGGUGAACGUGGGGCGCGGAGAAGGGUGCGCUGCUGCCGAGACGUUCGUCAGUUGGUUCUGCCGCGCGGUAAGUAAGGGCUUCUGUCUUUAGGUUCCUAUACGGGAUUCUAUAAUGUGCACCACUUGGAAAAGGGACUCGUUUACCAGGAGCAAGGCUAUUGUUUUAGUUAAAGAAACAGCAAAUAAGAAAGGUGAUAGUCCUGUUUUGGGGAUACUGUUGCUAACAUCUGAACGGUAUGUUUUAAAUAUUUGAUAAUCAUAAAAGACAAAUUUUUAAUAUAUAUAUCUCUGUUUGAAGAAACUCCAAGUGUGGGAGUGUAAUUUUACAUUUAGAGAAUGCAUAGCUUAUUGAGAGAACAGUUUCAGUGUGUUGUGGUUAACCCUGAUAGGCAGCAAAGCCCCCCGCAGAUGCACUGUUACCACAUCUCCACCCUCCCCCGGCAGAGGAUACAGAAGUGGAAAGGUAAAAAUGAGAAAACAUGGGCUUAGCCAUGUUAAAGGCAGUGUUACAGAUAAAGCAAAACUUCCUGAAUAACCAACAAGGAAUUCAUUUGCUACUUCCCAUCAUAAAGCUACUGUUUAGCCAUUUGCAGGAAAGCAGGGCUUCAUCAUGAGUAACAGUUACUUGGGAAAACAAACGCUAUAACUGUGUUCUCCCCUCUGGUCUGCUUUGGGGCAGCCAUCCCAGCUGUCUUUACUCCACAUUUCUCGUACACCUCCAACUGACUGCUCACAGAUGCCCAAGGUGAGAAUCAGGAAAGGCCUCAGCUCUGUGUCAGCGCUGUUCAUGAGUAACUAAAACAUUUUGUUACCAACACUGUUCCAGUCACAAAUCUUAUUUGCUACAAUGAAGAAAAUUAAAUCUCUCCCAGCCAAUACUGAUACAGAUUAUGAGUUGAAGUGACAAUAUUAAAUGUUGUUGUGAAACUUUUGCUGGUCUGUUUCUGUCCAAGAUUGCAAAGCCUAUUUGUUUACAAAACGAGAAAUUGGUGUUUUUUUUGUUUUACAGCAGAGUGUUUAUGUGUGUUCCAAGAAAGGUGUGGCUAGGGAAAGGUGAUGUUGCAAACUAAGUAGAUGAUAUUGGCUUCUUUGUAUUUAGGAAAGAAAUAACCGGUUUAAUUGUUAUAGAACAAUAUUUUACCAGCAAUUAAACACCAGUAAUUAAAUAAUUUAAACCUUCAAAAAUUAUGCUUCUGCCUUUGAUUCAUGUAAAAGAGGGAGAACACUGGCAUUUCAAAGAGAAGAAUUUAAACUAUCAUCAGAUAGUUAUUUAAAAAAAAAAAAAAAUCGUGAAAAUCUUGUUCAAGAUGUUGAAAUGUUUGUCAAUCUUUGAAACUUAUUUCAAUUUAAACACCAGCGUUUUGUGCCAUUGCUUUUGGCAAAGCUAUAAAGCAGAGAAGAGAGAAUGCUAUUUAUGACAAAUAAUAAAUUAAUAAGGCUUUUCACUAAUGGUGGACUUGUUUUAGGUAGAUCCCAGAUAAACCAAAUGUUAGAAUGUGUAGUGUUGCUGUUCUGUUAAUUCUACUGCUACUUUUUGGAGUCUGAAGUUUUGUAAUCACCUCUAUCAACUGACCCUUUGGAAUGCAUUUGUUUUGCCCUGACCCACCCUAAGGCUGGAAGGUAGAGGAAUAAGGUGAAAUUUAUUAGAAUAUAUAUAUAAACAUGUAUAUAGCAUGUAUAUAUUAGUGUGUAUAUAUAUGUGUGUGUGUGUGUGUGUGUGUAUGUGUGUAUAUAUAUAUAUAUAUAUAUAUAUAAACAAUGUAGACGUUGUGAAAAUUCUGAGAUGAGCAGCAUAAACUGUCUUCAGCUGUCUCAACACUGUAUUGAACAAAAGAUUGAGAUGUAUGGGAAUUCUAAAGCCACAUACAGGGCUUUAGAAAUUUUUAGAAGGACUGCAAAAAAAACAAAAACAGAAAAAAAAAAAACACAAACAAACAAAAAGCAUUAACUCAAUUGACAAGAAAUCUUUAUUAUGAGCUUGCAACAAAGGACAAGCUCAAAUGCAUCUGACCAAUGGUAUGCAUAUGCAAAAAGUAUAAAUCUUAGCAUAUAUUUUAAAAGAACAUUUCCAGUAACUGUAAAGUUUUUUCACUGUCAUUUGCAAAUAUUUCUGAUCACCUGUGCUAGAGACUAACUGAAACUUGGCCAUUUGCACAAAAGCAAUUGGUCAGGAGUGUUUCUUGUAAGAUAUUGGAACAUCCUGUAUUGCUUGAUGAAAAAGUAAUAAAAAUGAAGACUGAAAGGAGAUAUGACUGCAGUCCAUUAAUGCAGGAGGGAGGAAGAAAGGCUUUUUACUCUUAGUAGCAGUACUGAAGAAGAACUAACUGGUGCAAAGCAGUUAUAAUGAUAUCAUUAGAUUGAUUUAGUAUUAAAGCAAAUCUGAAUCAUAUUCUAUUUGAAUUGUAACUGGAAUUAAAGCACUAAGCCUGAAUGAAUUAUUAAAACAAAAUAAACUCUUUCAAAUAUGCUGGCAGCAUAUUUUUGAGGUUUUGAGGUACCAAGUACUCUCUAUACUGAGGAAGUAUAAAUGUACUGUUCCUUGUUAAUCUGACAUUAUAUAUUUCCUGACUAGAUUUCUCUGCUGUUAACCUCAGGAGACGCAAAUUCAUGAAUCGCGUGUCAGGAGGACUAUUAAUGUCAUUUACAAAAUAGCUAGGUAUUUAUUUUCUUCAGCAUUCAGUUUUCUGGGGUGUCUUGAGUUCUUUGUUCAGCUCUUUGUCUUUGCUUUUGGAAUCUGUUGUUGUUUUGAGAUGUCUCUCACACUUCCUCAUCAGAACAUGUAAUUACCUACCUCAAUUGAGCUGAUAGAAUGUUACAGAAAGAGAAACGUGCAUUACUGAAAACAAACAAACAAAAAAGCACAAACAUAUAUUUAAAAAGUUAUUUUCAAAUAUGCAUGUGAACUGCAGGAUUAAAUUUCCAGAAGAAAACUUACCGAAGUAGCACUAAAAUACCCCACCCAAGUGCCUAGUUUGAUUUGCUUGAACAACUCCAUAUUCAAGUUUGUAAUGUAAAUGAAAUUCUUGGGAGGCAGCUGUGUUCUUUGCGUAAGAGAAGUAAAACUUGUUUCUCAGGUAGGUGUGGUUACUAUUACGCACAUUACAGAACACCAACCAUUUGAAGUAGAAGGUACUGGCAAGUGUCUUAGGUAUUGUACUAGGAUUGUUUUUCCCUCAAUAUUGUACUAUUUUGAACAAUUCUUGCUCUUUAUCUUAGAGGAAAAAAAAAAAACAAAA
Messenger RNA from Lagopus muta (rock ptarmigan), 7655 nucleotides. RefSeq lists its product as uncharacterized. The record is from RefSeq and is a predicted model, not a curated record. NCBI's taxonomy places the organism in Eukaryota, Metazoa, Chordata, Aves, Galliformes, Phasianidae. The transcript is spliced from 3 exons. The coding region runs from base 341 to 1660 and encodes 439 amino acids.